UGACACUGUACUGAUUUUACUACUUCCUUUUCAAAAUGUCAAAAUCUGCCAAAAAGCAAGUGGAUGACUGCAAAGAACAUGGACAAGAAGAACUUGAUCUCAGUGAAAGAAACAUUACAAACAUAAUGGACGUGCCGGGACUACUUGGUUUGCGGCACCUUACAAAGUUAACACUUAGUCACAACCGAAUUGUAGUUGUUCCUCCAAGUAUAGCAGAACUACAAGGUCUGGAAUCAUUGAAUCUAUUUAAUAAUCACAUUGAGGAAAUUCCAAUCAACUUAAGUACUCUUCCUAAUCUAAAGAUCCUUAACUUGGCAGUUAAUCGACUUAAUGGUCUUCCGAGAGGAUUUGGUGCUUUCCCCAAACUGGAAAUACUGGAUUUGAUGUACAAUAACCUCAAUGAAAAUUCCCUUCCUGGAAACUUUUUUCUGAUUGAGACGCUACGUGCACUUUAUCUCGGUGACAAUGAUUUUGAGACAAUUCCAGCAGAGAUUGGUCAUCUACAAAAACUCCAGAUUUUGGUGCUAAGAGAUAAUGAUUUAAUAUCACUGCCAAAAGAAAUAGGUGGGUUGGAAAGAUUAAAGGAACUUCAUAUACAGGGGAAUCGGCUCACGGUGAUUCCUCCAGAGUUAGGUAAACUGGAUCUUGUUGGAGAAAGGCGCGUCUUUAAAGGUGACAAUAAUCCUUGGGCUGCACCAAUAGCUGAUCAGUUCCAAGCAGGAAUAAGUCACGUGUUUGAUUAUAUCAGAUCUGAUACUUAUAAAUAUUUAUAUGGCCGACACACCCAAGCGGCGGCAGCAGCACCACCAAAAACUAGUGACAAGUCGAAAAAGAUCAGCAGAAAAGCAAAUUCUGCGAGAAAAUGAAGAUGAUGCCAGGAGCUUUUCAGAAUUACCGGUAGUUACGUACUGGAAAAUAGAGAAAAAAAAGUAGUGAAUGACAUCACGUAGUAUCACAUCAUCAUGACAUGUUAUAAUUAUUAUUUACGUAGCUAUUCACAUUUUUGUUGGAUUGACAGCUGCGUUGAACUAGGCUGAGAAUAUACUAUUCCUAUCCAGCAGUCUGUGCAUAAUUGGUGUAAGGUUUGC
Molecule: messenger RNA, 1088 nt
Organism: Saccoglossus kowalevskii
Lineage: Eukaryota; Metazoa; Hemichordata; Enteropneusta; Harrimaniidae
Product: ras suppressor protein 1-like
Cellular component (GO): cytoplasm
Molecular function (GO): protein binding
Source: RefSeq, a predicted model, not a curated record